GCAUAACGGGAACUUCUAAAAUUCUUGUUCUAUCCGGGAGUGUCGCCUGAAAAUCAAGCUACUGAGUUUCGACUAAGCCGUUGGAGGGAAAAAUAACAAUAAUUAAAAUAUUGGGCUUGUAUAGCGCCUUCUCAGGCAGUGUAAAAUCGCAUCGAGAGAAACGAGCCUAAUAGAUUUUAGUGGGUUUCGGUUAUUCAGCCUUGUAAUUUCAGAGAAAUUUCUUAGCUCAAAGUCCAGUUCUUGCCGAGGAUAUUUAAUCGAAACACCGGCAACACUCGUUUUGGAAGAUGUUAGUUAACCAGCAAAGCACUGAGGGUAAUGGCGGGAUUGGAGAAGGAAGAUGGUUACGGGAAGUUAGAAGUUGGGUAAGGAGAAAGCAGGUUGAUUCUGCGCUUGCAAGGCGAGAAGGUCAACGAUUGGCCAGGAAAUUAUCUGCCGUCGACCUCGUUGGAAUUGGAGUUGGAGCAACCAUAGGGGCCGGAGUGUACAUUCUGGUUGGAACUGUUGCUAGACAACAUGCAGGACCGGCACUUACAAUAUCAAUUUUGAUUGCUGGAAUAGCUGCUGCACUUUCAGCUCUUUGCUAUGCUGAGCUAGCUUGUCGAUGCCCAUCUGCUGGGAGUGCUUACCACUAUACAUACAUAUGCAUUGGAGAAGGGGUUGCUUGGUUUGUUGGCUGGGCCCUGAUUCUGGAGUACACAAUCGGUGGUUCAGCUGUUGCUCGUGGCAUAACUCCAAAUAUGGCUUUGUUUUUUGGGGGUGAGGAUAAUCUGCCUUUUAUUUUGGCUCGUCAUACCAUCCCAGGUUUUGGAAUUGUGGUUGACCCAUGUGCUGCUGUUUUAAUUCUUCUUGUUACCUUACUAUUGUGCACUGGAAUCAAAGAGAGUUCAACUGCACAAUUCAUUGUGACAACAAUAAAUGUAUGUGUCCUGCUCUUCAUCAUCAUAGCAGGUGGUUAUCUUGGUUUCAAAAACCAAUGGGAUGGAUAUAAGCUUGCCAAUGGGUAUUUCCCAUUUGGAUUAAAUGGUGUGUUCUCUGGGGCAGCAAUUGUUUUCUUUUCAUACAUUGGUUUUGAUUCAGUGACCAGCACAGCUGAGGAGGUGAAAAAUCCUCAACGAGAUUUGCCCCUGGGUAUAGCAAUUGCAUUAUCCAUAUGUUGCAUGUUGUAUAUGCUUGUAUCAGCUGUAAUUGUUGGCUUGGUGCCAUACUAUGAUUUGGAUCCUGAUACUCCUAUUUCCUCAGCAUUUUCGGAACAUGGAAUGCAAUGGGCAGUUUACAUAAUAACAACUGGUGCAGUCACUGCUCUCUUUGCCAGUUUGUUAGGUUCAAUUCUUCCCCAGCCACGAAUCUUUAUGGCAAUGGCUAGAGAUGGAUUGCUGCCUCCUUUCUUUUCAGAAAUCAAUAGAGGAACCCAGGUCCCUGUAAAGAGUACUGUUGUCACUGGUGUCUUGGCAGCUGCUCUGGCUUUCUUUAUGGAUGUUUCUCAGUUAGCAGGGAUGGUUAGCAUCGGAACACUGCUUGCAUUCACCACUGUUGCAGUUUCAGUUUUGAUUCUCAGAUAUGUUCCACCUGACGAGGUGCCCAUUCCAUCUUCACUUCAAAAAUCCAUUGAUCCAAUGCCUCCUAUUCCAUCAUCAGUUGAUGCAUCCACUGACCCAAUGCCUUUGCAUUUGAGUGGCGAUGUUGAGGAAAUUGGAGUAGCAAGUCCUGUAGAUACUGGGAAUUCUCAUGAGAAUAGCCAUCAACAAUCACAUAAUGAGGCAGCUGCCUUGCUUGGACAUCCUUUAAUCAUGAAACAGGGAACACAAGCAUCCGUCCAUAGACGGAAACGUGCUGCAUGGAGCAUAUGCUUUCUUUGUAUAGGGACUUUUAUCUUUGCAAUUGCAGCUUCAACUGAGGGUUGUCCCAGCGUUGUGCGCUUUACAAUUUGCGGUCUGGGUGCACUAAUUCUUGUCUGCAGUACAAUUGUCCUCGCCUAUAUAGGCCAAGAUGAUGCGAGGCACAGUUUUGGACACACAGGAGGGUUUCUUUGCCCGUGUGUUCCAUUCCUUCCUGCAAUCUGCAUUCUUAUAAACACCUACCUAUUAGUUGAUCUUGGGCUUUCUACUUGGAUUCGAGUUUCAUUGUGGUUGGCCAUUGGAGCAGCUAUUUAUGUAUGCUAUGGCCGCAAACACAGCUCACUGUUAAAUGCCGUCUAUGUCCCAUCAGCACAUGCCAACGAGAUUCAGCGUGCUGAGGCACAUCACAUGGCCUCGUAGCAGUGUUCUCAGAGCGGGAUUAAAGUUGGUCCUCAUUUGGUGCUUAUCACACC
Messenger RNA from Neltuma alba, 2311 nucleotides. Its product is annotated as cationic amino acid transporter 4, vacuolar. The record is from RefSeq and is a predicted model, not a curated record. Gene Ontology annotation, cellular component: membrane. Gene Ontology annotation, molecular function: amino acid transmembrane transporter activity. Gene Ontology annotation, biological process: amino acid transport; transmembrane transport. Bases 288 to 2258 code for a protein of 656 amino acids. Lineage: Eukaryota; Viridiplantae; Streptophyta; Magnoliopsida; Fabales; Fabaceae. The transcript is spliced from 14 exons.